Molecule: messenger RNA, 5517 nt
Organism: Menidia menidia (Atlantic silverside)
Lineage: Eukaryota; Metazoa; Chordata; Actinopteri; Atheriniformes; Atherinopsidae
Source: the annotation of a GenBank genome assembly
AUGUCUCUACCAUCCUCACCUCUGCUGCCACGGCAGUCCUACAUGAUGCCCUUACGCUCCAACAAGAGAUCACCAGGUCCGAUAAGGAAGCCCAAAUAUGUUGAGAGUCCUCGCGUUCCUUCUGAUGCCAUCGUGUCAGUGCUAAAUAAGGUGUCUGAUAACAAGGAAUCAUCCAACAAUGCGCUGCAAGCAGAGCAACAGCCAAGCUCCUCCUCCCCUGCCACUCAGGAACUGAUGACAAGACUGGGAUUUUUACUGGGAGAAGGGAUCCCGGGUACGGCACGCAUACCUAUGGAUGACAAGAAUGAAAAGAAGUGCCCUCUGACCAGCCAGGGCAUCAGCCCCUGCUCCACACUGACAAGUAGCACGGCAUCUCCCAGCACCGACAGUCCAUGUUCCACCCUCAACAGCACCACGAGCCGUCCCCCACUCAGCCGCUCCAGCCCCUGUGGAACCAUCACCAGCCCCAGCUCCACACUUGAGAGCAAGGAUAGCGGGAUCAUAGCCACCAUCACUAGUUCCUCAGAGAACGAUGACCGUAGUGGCUCCAGUCUUGAGUGGAGCAAAGAUGGCAGCCUCAGAAGCAGCGGACGCCACGGCCUGGCGCAGAGUGUGCGAGCUGAUGCAUGCUCUCCUGUGGUGGAGGAGGACUCCAGCAGUGCCACGGCAUCGCCAGCUGACACCCCAUCCAGGACAGACCAGCAGCAGCAGCAGCAGCUGGCUCACAUAUCAUCAGGAGCUCCAGGGCCAACACAGCCUCCAGGCCACUCACCUGAGGGACCCAGUCCAUACCCACCACAGACGUCAUCCUCGCUCAUGAUGCCGAGACCAAACUCUGUCGCCGCAACCAGCUCUACAAAGCUGGAAGACCUGAGCUUUCUUGAUGAACAACGCAACACCCCACUGCGGACAUCCAUCCGCCUGCCGUGGCAUAACACAGGAGGACGGCCACCUCAGGAUUCUAAAGCACGCUUUGCUCCAUACAAACCCGUGGACAUUAUGCUCAAGCCGCUGUUGUUUGAGGUACCCAGCAUCACCACAGACUCUGUGUUCGUCGGCCGAGACUGGCUUUUUCAGCGGUUGGAAGACCUUCUAAAGGCCAGCGAGUCCUCGGGGACCCAUGGUGCUGUUGUGGUGGGCAGCGUCGGUUAUGGGAAGACGGCCAUUAUCUCACGGCUUGUAGCUCUGAGCUGCCACGGAGGGCGCAUGCGCCAGAUUGCAUCCAACAGCCCCAGCGCUUCCCCCAAAAGUAACCACUCUGAAUAUUUUAUCCUGGAUCCCACUCCUCCAUCCAGCGCCACCAACACACUGAGGACCAACAGCUGCCCAGGAACCCCUGAGAUGCAGCGGCGCAGGGAGGAGGCCGUCAAACGCCUGGCUUCAAAGGUGGUUGCCUAUCAUUACUGCCAGGCUGACAACACGUACACUUGCUUGGUGCCAGAAUUUGUACACAGUAUCGCAGCCCUGCUGUGCAGAUCACAUCAACUGGCCGCAUACCGAGAGCUGCUCCUAAAAGAGCCCCACCUGCAGAGCAUGCUCAGCCUGCGCUCCUGUGUCCAAGACCCCAUGGCUGCUUUCCGGAGAGGGGUCCUGGAACCCCUGGCCAACCUUCGUAAAGAGAGGAGAAUUUCAGAAGAGGACCACAUAAUCUUGAUAGACGGGCUAAAUGAAGCUGAGUUCCAUAAGCCCGAUUAUGGAGACACUAUCGCUUCCUUUAUCACCAAGAUUAUUACUAAGUUCCCCCCCUGGCUUAAACUAGUGGUCACUGUCCGAGUCAACCUGUUGGACAUCACCAACCUUCUGCCCUUCGCUAAGAUCUCCCUGGAUGACUUCUCUGACAACACCGAGAUAGGCAACGACCUCAAUGCGUAUAUCCAAUACCGCAUCAGUGGCAGCAAGGACAUCAUGAACAACAUCAGCUUGAACGGCAAAGCCGAUCCUGUCACAGUGGGCAAGCUCAGCAGCCACCUGAUCUCGCGUAGUCAGGGUUCCUACCUGUACCUCAAACUCACCCUGGAUCUAUUUGACAGAGGCCACCUCGUGAUCAAAAGUGCCAGCUACAAAGUGGUGCCCGUAUCGCUGGCUGAGCUGUACCAGUUACAGUGUAACAUGAAAUUUAUGACCAAUUCAGCCUUUGAGCGCUCCCUGCCCAUCCUCAACGUGGCACUGGCCUCGCUGCACCCCAUGACCGAUGAGCAGCUGUUUCAGGCCAUCAACGCCGGCUCCAUACAAGGGGAGCUACCGUGGGAGGACUUUCAGCAGCGCAUGGAGCUGCUCUCGUGCUUCUUCAUCAAGCGGCGGGAUAAGACGCGCAUGUUUUGCCACCCCUCCUUCCGAGAGUGGCUGGUGUGGAGAGCUGAUGGAGAGAGUACGGACUUCCUGUGUGACCCAAGGACUGGCCACGCUUUUAUGGCGUUCAUGUUAUCCCGCCAAGAGGGGAAACUGAAUCGUCAGCAGACGAUGGAGCUGGGACACCACAUUCUUAAGGCGCACAUCUUUAAGGGCCUGAGUAAGAAAACAGGUGUGUCAUCCAGUGUGCUUCAGGCUCUGUGGAUCAGCUGCGGAGCUGAUGGCCUGUCGGCAGCUUUGGCCUCUCUUAGGAACCUCUACACGCCUAAUGUCAAGUGCCAUCUCGGUCACCAGGAAAUUGCCUCGCUGCUGCUGGAGUUUGGGGCCAGCGUGGACGUGGUGUCUGAAAACGGCAUGAGCCCGCUUUGCUUCUCAGCCGCUGCCGGACACUUGGAGCUAGUCAUGCUGCUCUGCAAGAGAGGGGCCAAGGUGGAUCAUGUCGAUAAGAGCGGCCAGUGUGCCCUGGUUCAUGCCGCAUUACGUGGACACGUGGAGAUAAUCCAGUACCUGCUGGAGCUGGAGUGGAGUGCUGAGGGGCAGCAGCAGGACUGCUCUCUGAAGAACAAAGUUCUGCAGCAGGCUUUGAUUGCUGCUUCGAGCAUGGGACACACACAGGUUGUGAGGGGCUUGCUGGCGUUGAAAAAUGAGCAUGCUGUCCAGAUUGAUAGUCACGACACUCUGUGGGGAGAGACAGCGUUGACAGCUGCUGCUGGCCGGGGGAAGAUGGAGGUGUGCAGCUUCCUGUUGGAGCAGGGCGCCGUGGUGCCGCAGGUCAACCGCCGCAGCGUGUCUCCUCUGUUCUGUGCUGUCAGACAGGGCCACUGGCAGAUUGCUGAGCUGUUGCUGCAACACGGGGCCGACAUUAACAUCAGUGACAAGCAGGGCAGAACCCUCCUCAUGGUGGCAGCCUGUGAGGGUCACCUGCGAACUGUUGAGUUUCUGCUAUCUAAAGGUGCAUCUUUAACUUCAAUGGACAAGGAGGGAUUAAUGCCUCUUGGCUGGGCAUGUUUAAAAGGACAUAAGAACGUGGUGCAGUUUUUGGUGGAGAAAGGUGCGGUCAUCGACCACACGGACAAAAAUGGGCGGACUCCGCUGGACCUGGCUGCUUUCUAUGGAGAUGCAGAGAUCGUCCAGUAUUUGGUGGAAAGGGGAGCAGUGAUAGAGCAUGUGGACCACAGUGGGAUGAGGCCUCUGGACCGGGCCAUCGGUUGCAGGAACACAUCAGUGGUAGUGACUUUGUUAAAGAAAGGAGCAAAGCUUGGGAAUGCUGCGUGGGCCAUGGCAACUUCCAAGCCUGAUAUCCUCAUCAUCCUUCUCCAGAAGCUGAUGGAGGAGGGAAACAUACUUUACAAGAAAGGGAAGAUGAAGGAGGCGGCCCAGAGGUACCAGUACGCCCUGAGGAAGUUUCCUCGAGAAGGCUAUGGGGAUGACCUGAAGGCAUUUAAGGAGCUGAGGGUCUCUCUGUACCUCAACCUCUCUCGCUGUCGCAGAAAAACCAAUGAUUUUGGGAUGGCUGAAGAGUUUGCAACAAAAGCACUGGAGCUGAAAUCUAAAUCCUAUGAGGCUUACUAUGCCCGCGCCAGGGCUAAACGAAGCAGCAGACAGUUUACGGCGGCGUUGGCUGACCUGCACGAAGCAGCCAAGCUGUGCCCCAACAACAGAGAGAUCCGACGCCUGCUGGCUCGAGUUGAGGAGGAGUGUAAACAGAUGCAGAGAACUCAGACCAAAGGAAGCCUGUCGGGGGCUGCAGCUGCCUCCAUCCAGGCAUCAGGGGGCCACGACUCUGACCACGAGAACGACGAAGCCCAGGAAGAGCCCUCGGAGCACUGCCUGGUGCGGAAUGUGGAAGGCCAAAGAGAUAUUCUUGAGGAAGAGGAAGAAGAGGAGGAGGAAUCAUUGACCUUUAAGCAUGACAGGACAGGCGACGCCGGUUGGUCCCAAAACAGCUACUCCUUCAGCAGAGUCUUGCCUGUCGACCCUCCAACAUUAAGCAAUUGCUUGGGUCAUCAGAAUCAGAGCGUGACCCCCAACUCCCCUCCAGGCCCCAGCAGGCUUCCUCCCCACAGGUACCCUCGAGAGCACCGGGAGGCGCUGGCCCAGCAGGCUCUGGUCCUGCAGCCCACCAAGCAGGCCCAGAUAGUCAAGACCAAUCAGCACAUGAGUUCCAUGGGAGGAGCUGCUGGGGGCCGCUCCACUGGGUCCAAAUCUCAGUACACGCCCUCGAGUCCUUUACCUAGUCGACACAUGUCCAGCAAGCUGAAGCCAGGCCCAGGCAUCGACAUCAGCCCCCUGUCUCCACCCCCUGAUGAGCCUUUGUAUGGAAACCGCUUGUUGCUGGCGGCAUCGUCCACAUCCAUGGGUCAGAGCUGUGAGGGCGAGAGCCUUCUUUUCCCUCAGUCCUCCAAAGGACUGGGGCAGGACAGGCUGUCCACCCACUCAGCCUCCUCCCUGGAAGGAUUGACUUGUUCUGCUCCUGGACACCAGGGGAACCAUGCUGACCCAGGAAAGGAGGGCAUGUGUGGUGCAGGAGGAGCUCAGGGAGGAGGCAUCAGCAGCAUGCGUGUGUCCAGUUCUACCAGCAGCUUGGCGUCCAGCAGCAGCCUGUCGGACAGCGGCAAGCUGGGCCCGGAUGUGCGCACAAAGAUUUCAGACAAAGCCAAGCACAGCCAGCAGCCGGGCCCCGCUGCAGAGUACAAACCCAGACCUUUCAUGGGCGUAACUGACAAAACGGCCCGCUUUCAGCAGCAGCUGCAGCAGCAGCAGCAUCACAGCGUGCAGAGCCAUCCAAGCCUUCAGACUGCCAGUCGCAGCUGGAUGAGCCACUCCUCUGACGCCCUGGUGUGCCACAUGUCAUCGAUGGGCCUGCAGCCGAUCGACUGCGAGUCGUCUUACAGCAAAACAAUGAGCGCGUACCAGGAGCAGCACAAGCCUCCAGCAGCUCAAGGUGCAAUGGCUGUGAGUAGCUUGCAAAAUGGCAUGCAUGCCAAGGAGUUUGCAGGGAAGUUCUGCCAAGCAGCCAACUGUUACAAAGAGUCUAAGCCAGCUCUGGUAAUGCCGCAUACUUUUGUGGACAGUAAGCCCAAGCAGUCUGGCCUUGUCCGAGAUAAUCCUGCCAUUCACGUAGCUUCAAUGAAACCAAAGCGAUCAUUUAUAGAAUCAAAUGUGUAG